Molecule: messenger RNA, 639 nt
Organism: Necator americanus (New World hookworm)
Lineage: Eukaryota; Metazoa; Nematoda; Chromadorea; Rhabditida; Ancylostomatidae
Exons: 2
Coding region: 1-639 (212 amino acids)
Source: RefSeq, a predicted model, not a curated record
AUGAGGGACCGGCCCGUCAUCAGCAUCGAAAAUUACACCAUAUACUGCGGCGAUGCUGAUGAGAACAAAGUAGCGGAGCGGACGUCGGACAACGGUGACCGUCUGAUCGACUUAUGCGAACAGACGGGCCUCAUCAUAGCUUCCACGUUUAAGAGGAAUCAUCGACGCAAUCAGCUCACGUGGCAGGGGUCAACCCUUCUAACGCCUGAAGAGCAACGCAAGCGGAAGAUGAGGACUCUUACGUUUCAGCUCGACUACGUUCUGGCGAGGAACAUUCCUCAGUCAGAAAUCCGAAAAUCUAGAGCUGUUUGGGACGUCGUGUUCGACUCUGACACCAGUCCAGUUCUUCUCACCUUCAAGAUACGGUUCCACAAAAGAAACCGAAGAGUUCCUCUUCAACCGAAAAUUGACAUGGCAGGUCUGAAAGACGAAGAAUGCAGAACCAAAUUCCGCCAACGUGUGUCUAUUCAUGUUGGAGUACGGACCAGGAAGAAGCUUAGCGAUGCGGACUCCACAAAAAUCAUCCAGGACGCUACAAGGGAAACGAUACCGUUUCUAUUGCCGCGGGAGAAGUUUGCCUUUGCAUUUGCGGAAACAAAUUCCACGUACAAUUCUGUAUGUAUCGCGCAGCACUGGUGA